CCCCGACUCCCAGCCCAUGAGAGGCUGUUAUUGUCGUCUCCGUGCUGCAGAACAUAUCUUAGAGAAUCCUGGUACCAUCUCCGCCCAACAUGCCAAAGGUCAAUGCAAAGAGGCGCCCCGGCGCACCCUCUUCUUCGCCCUACUCCAAGCCUUCCGCAGCCUCGAAUGCGAUCUUCAAAAUGAACACGGAUAUUGGUCAACACGUCCUCAAGAACCCCGGCGUGGCCCAAGCAAUUGUCGACAAAGCAGACCUGAAGCAGUCCGACAUUGUGUUGGAAGUCGGGCCCGGUAGCGGAAACCUCACAGUGAAGAUCCUGGAGAAGGCAAAAAAAUGUGUCGCGGUGGAACUGGAUCCGCGCAUGGCUGCCGAAGUCACGAAACGAGUUCAAGCCACGCCCCAGCAGAAGAGACUAGACGUAUUGUUGGGGGACGUGAUCAAGACCGAACUGCCCUACUUCGACGUCUGCAUUUCCAACACGCCGUACCAAAUCUCCUCGCCUCUAGUCUUCAAACUUCUUGCCACGACUCCUGCGCCCAGGGUGUGCAUAUUGAUGUUCCAGCGCGAGUUCGCCAUGCGCCUCUUCGCCAAGCCCGGCGACAAACUAUACUCCCGACUCAGCGUCAACGCGCAGAUGUGGGCCAAAAUCGACCAUAUCAUGAAAGUUGGCAAGAACAACUUCAAGCCGCCUCCGCAGGUCGAAUCCAGCGUCGUGAGACUGGUCCCGAAAGUGCCGCGGCCGAACAUCAGCUAUGAGGAGUGGGACGGGCUGUUACGGGUGUGUUUCGUGCGGAAGAACAAGACACUCCGGGCCAACUUUCUGGGCACGAGCAGCGUGUUGAGCAUGCUGGACCAGAGCUACCGCACGUGGUGUGCGCAGAACGACAUCCCCCUCGACGAUGGCCCCGCCGACGAAGCGACGCUGAUGGAAGUCGAGAACAUGCAGGACGGCCCCAACAGCGAAGAGGAAGAGGAAUGGUCCGGUUUCAUGGACGUCGACGACCAAGACGAAGACAACCUCCCCGGCCUGCUGAAAGACCAGUCCAGCAAGCCCCGCCCGAGCCCGGCCGAGCGGUCUGUCUCCCGCAAGAAGCGCGACAAAGUCUUCCACCUAGUCCGCGAGAAAGUCCGCUCCGUCCUCGAAGAUAAGACCUCCUUAGCGGACAAGCGGGCACGGAUGUGCGACGAAGCUGACUUUUUGAAAUUGCUGUACCACUUCAAUCUGGAGGGCAUUCACUUCCUGGGGAUCAAGCAUGGCGAAUAGACAGGCCUGAGCACGAACAAGCGAACAUGAGCACGAUCAGAGUCACAGCGCCAGCCCAACAAAGAAAGGGAUUGCCUAGAGCUCCAUCUUUCCGGUCAAAACAAGCCAGGCACCUACCAGCGAGAAAGGAAAAUGAGCAAUACCGACGACUAGAUGGCAUAUGGCCUCUACGCCAGCAUGAGAUGUCAAGGCUCGCCGACCGGUGACCCUCUCUGUCUACGUCUCCUUCUCAGAUGCAUCCAAUUACCGGCGCUGACACACGCCCCACGCGGAUAAUGGACGUCGAUGCCCACGCGUGGGUACGAGAUAGAAAUGUCACGAGCAGGGACAUAUUCCAGUAGACAGGACGCCGUGGUCGUGGACCAUAAUAUCCAAGCAGGCACAGAAGAAAGAGCCCCCUGCAAGAGAAGGAAAAGCGAAAGUUCACACCUCACCAGGAUUGAUGAGGGUACCGUGCUUGGGCUUGAGAUAUGCCCGCAUGCCGAGAACAGAGAUACAACGGGGCGACCAAAAGGGACCUCCCCUAGCUACUGUAGUUAACGAGUAACGAAACGAGCCCGACGGGAUGAAGAUACCCCCAAGUAGAUGGAAAAGAAACAAUCACAAAAAGGCCGAGAGGUCAAAAAUAUCAC
This is a messenger RNA of Cladophialophora immunda, 1894 nucleotides long. Its product is annotated as dimethyladenosine transferase. Gene Ontology annotation, molecular function: rRNA (adenine-N6,N6-)-dimethyltransferase activity. Gene Ontology annotation, cellular component: mitochondrial matrix. The record is from RefSeq and is a predicted model, not a curated record. Gene Ontology annotation, biological process: rRNA methylation. The transcript has a single exon. Lineage: Eukaryota; Fungi; Ascomycota; Eurotiomycetes; Chaetothyriales; Herpotrichiellaceae. Bases 90 to 1262 code for a protein of 390 amino acids.